Messenger RNA from Mycena citricolor, 3303 nucleotides. The record is from the annotation of a GenBank genome assembly. NCBI's taxonomy places the organism in Eukaryota, Fungi, Basidiomycota, Agaricomycetes, Agaricales, Mycenaceae.
CGUACUCUCACGACGACAAGGGCAUAAUCUGCUACGUUCUGCUAAGUGCCUGUGCGCGCUUUCCACCAUGUCUUGCCAUACGACACCAGGAUCUCCUCGCCUGUGACGUAGUCAACAUCGUCUGAGAUCAAGUCACCGUGGACCGCGGCACCUUUCUUGAUCAUUCUCGUGCUCUCUAUUCUUAUCCUCAACUGGCCAACUCUAUCCUCCACGAAUGCGGCGUUGGCCCGUUCCUGAGCUGGUACGCCACGGUAAUCAUUCACGAAUCUUGCCUGAAAGCCGUCAAUCCCUAACAACGACCCAAUUGUAUGCGGAGACCUCAUUCCCAACACGACUCGCGUCUAUUCCGAUGCUGACAUCGUUGCUUCGGAAUAACGAAAGAUCGUAAUCAGACUCUUCGCGUUCGUCGCAAUGAACUUCGCCUGUUUCCCGUCGCUCAUUGAGAGGCAUAUGGGAGCAAGAAACGAAAGCGUGCCAAUGUAGUUGAUGAUGUGAGUGUUUGGGGGGAUCUUUCUGGCGGUUUUCUUGGUAGAGCUUGGGUGCAGGUCUACUCUCCCACGUACUUGGUCGCAAAGAGCCCAAAUUGGCCGCAAGCAGGAUGAUCGGAGUCGGAUAUUCGUUUGAUUGCCACGGGCGAAGCGCGAGCGUGCAGUGGAACCGUAGUCUUUUCUCCUUCUAUGAACUGGCGCAGUUCUCUUGAUACAUUGGAUGCGUAGAUGUAGCUCGCACUGUACUGAACAUUGCCAGGCCAGUUGUGGGGUGGCGACAUGAGAAUUAUCCAAAUCAGUGCUGUCGUUCAUUACCGCAAGCAUUGCUAUCUACUUCGCGGGGUCGCUGUCCUUGUCCCGCCUUAUCUCACCCCGAAUCCACCGUGUCUACUCUACCGUCAGUCGCAUGGGAAGAACACCCACAGUCACCUCCGUUUCUCGCGUUUAUCCGGAUGUAAACGCGAAACUCGGAUCAUCUUGGCAUGAGUACGACAACUUGCAAGUCCAAUGGGGCUCGCAGGAUCACUACGAGAUUGUGCGGAAAGUGGGGCGUGGCAAAUACAGCGAGGUCUUUGAAGGGGUGAACGUGGCCACGGAGGAGAAAUGCAUCGUUAAAGUAUUGAAACCCGUGAAGAAGAAGAAAAUAAAGCGUGAAAUUAAAAUCCUCCAAAAUCUCGCUGGGGGCCCAAACAUCGUUGCUCUAUUGGACGUUGUCCGAGAUCCCGCGUCCAAGAUCCCAAGUCUGGUUACGGAAUAUGUCCAGAACAUCGAAUUCAAAUUGCUCUAUCCUCGUUUCACGGACCUGGAUGUGCGAUACUACAUGUUGGAGCUACUAAAGGCUUUGGACUAUUGUCACUCCAAGGGGAUAAUGCACCGAGAUGUCAAACCCCACAACGUUAUGAUAGACCACGAACAUCGGAAGUUGCGCUUGAUAGAUUGGGGUCUGGCCGAAUUCUAUCAUCCCAAGACUGAAUACAACGUGCGCGUGGCAUCGCGUUAUUUCAAAGGCCCAGAAUUGCUGGUGGAUUUCCAAGAGUACGACUACAGCCUAGAUAUGUGGAGCUACGGGUGCAUGUUUGCCUCGAUGAUCUUCCGGAAGGAACCCUUCUUCCACGGGCACGACAAUUACGAUCAGCUUGUGAAAAUAACCAAGGUCCUCGGCACCGAUGAGCUUUACGCCUACAUUGACAAGUAUAACAUCCGUCUGGACCCCCAAUACGAUGAGCUACUGGGAAGGAAGCCGUGGACACGCUUCAUCACAUCGGAGAAUCAGCGAUACAUCUCGAACGAGGCGAUCGACCUGUUGGAUAAGCUGUUAAGGUACGAUCACCAGGAGCGUCUCACUGCGAAGGAGGCACAAGCUCAGCCGUAUUUCGCUGGACGACUGAGAGACUAUCUGCGGGAAGAGAAGUUGUCCGAAGCAUGGCCGAGGCCCGUUUUGGUCUUCUUGGCGAAAGAAUACUCGGGGGAUCUCAAGCGUGCAGAAUGUCCUCGCUCGCUGUUUUGUUUCUCGCCGUCUCGUCUGUGGCAUCGGCAUUCGACAAUUCCCGAUACGACAAUAUACUGGGGGCAGAAUUCUGUCGGCGCCAUCGCAGGGACGCCUUCCUCGGAGUGGCAGAAACCGAUCUCGUUCUACUGCGCGGAUGAUGCCAUCGAUGUCAUUCCUGUGGCCUUUGUGAACGGAUUUUUCUCGACGGGCGGGUUGCCGACGAUGAAUCUGGCCAACAGCUGCAAUCCGACGAACAACGCGACGUUCCCCGGCACGAGCCUCCCGGACUGCGCAGGCUUGGCGGCGGACAUCGCGGCCUGCCAGGCCGCCGGUAAGCUGGUUACUAUCUCGCUUGGCGGCGCGACGGGGGGUGUGGGCUUUGCCUCCAAUGCGCAGGGCCAGCAGUUCGCUCAGACGAUCUGGGAUCUUUUCCUCGGCGGCUCCUCGUCCACGCGUCCCUUCGGAAAUGCUGUUCUGGACGGCGUUGACCUCGACAUCGAAGCUGGAACGGGAUCGGGAUACACUGCUUUUGUGGAUGAGAUACGGUCGCUGGCGAGCGAUGCCAGCAAGAGAUACUACGUGACUGCUGCUCCCCAAUGCGUCUAUCCAGAUGGAGCACUGGGCAGUGUCCUGAAUACGGCGUCUUUUGAUGCCAUCUAUGGCAAGCAUUUGACUCUUCGAACGCCGUCUCCCGAUCUGAAGAAUCCAUCAGUGCAAUUCUACAACAAUCCCUGCGGGUUGAACACUUUCAGCAGUGCUUCGGGCUGGGAUUUCGGCCUGUGGGACGCCUGGGCUCGAACGCUCAGCCCCAACCCCAACGUCAAGGUCUACAUCGGGGCACCGGCGUCGGCUUCGGCUGCAGGGUCAGGGUACUCGGAUCUCAGCACCCUCAGCAGUAUUGCACACAGUUUCCCUUCUUUCGGCGGUGUGAUGCUUUGGGAUGCAUCUCAAGCUUAUCAGAACGGCCGAUAUGACAAGGGCAUCAAGGACGCACUCGUCUCCGCAGGAGGGACUGGUUUCACCUUUCCGUCGUGCACAGAACCGCUGUACUCGCCCACAGGCACCUAUCCCGGCGGCUCACGUGUGACCUACCAGGGGCAAGUCGUACAUCUGGCAAGCCAAGUGGUAUGCGUCCACGCUCCCGGCUGCCAGCCCCAACAGCGACUGGAGCGCAAUCAGCGCCUGCUCGGGCACAGGCGGCAGCAGUGGACCCACUUCUACGACGACGACCGCUUCGACGACGACGACGACGGCGACGACGGCGACGGCGACUUCCCCACCGACAACAACUUCAACCGCCCCAGGGUCCACUCCCACCGGCGGUAG